Messenger RNA from Aspergillus affinis, 978 nucleotides. Its product is annotated as NAD(P)-binding protein. The record is from RefSeq and is a predicted model, not a curated record. The coding region runs from base 1 to 978 and encodes 325 amino acids. Lineage: Eukaryota; Fungi; Ascomycota; Eurotiomycetes; Eurotiales; Aspergillaceae. The transcript has a single exon.
AUGGUUGUUUUCGACGCAACUGCGAGCAGUGAGGAAGUCACCAGUGCUUUUUCCCACGAGAUCAAGGGUCGCACAUUUCUGAUCACCGGAGCCGGCCAGCCCAGCAUUGGCAGUAAGAUGGCCACUUCUCUGGCCAAGUUUGGCCCGGCACAUAUCCUCAUCGCCUCACGAACAGCCAAGAAAGUGGAGCCGGUGCUCGAGGAAAUCAAUUCCUUCGACUCGUCCGUGAAAACUACCUUCGUGCAGGUCGAUCUGUCCGACCAUGACUCCGUGCGUCACGCCGCCAAAGAGAUCCUGGCCGCGGCGCCCAAGAUCAACGUCCUCAUCAACAGUGCGGGGAACAUGGCACUGAAGGAAUUCACUGUCGACAAACAGGGCAUUGAGCUGCAGUUGUCAGGAAAUCAUGUCGGUCAUUUUCUUCUCACGAACUUGCUCGUUCCCGCUCUGGUCGCAGGAGCGGCCGAGGCCGGUAAUGCUCGCGUCGUAAAUCUCACGAGCUCGGGAUAUCUGAUCAGUCCGGUACGUUUCGAGGACUGGAACUACUCUGGCGGCAUGGAUUAUGAUCCUUGGACUGGAUAUGGGCAGGCAAAGUCCGCGAAUAUCUUGUUUGCGUACGGCCUGACCAAGAAGCUUAGGGCUCGCGGCAUCACGGCGGCAGCAGCGCACCCUGGCUACAACGGUGACACGGAGCUGGGUGCCCACCUAACAUGGGACGACUAUGUCGGGAUAUUCCCAGCCACGAAAAAGAACACCGGGCGGGACUUCGAGUUUGAGGAGCCUCGAUUCAAAAACUAUACACAGAUUGCCGCUACCCCCCUGAUCGCUGCGCUCGACCCCGAGCUACCUGCCAAAUCUCCUGUUUAUUUGCAAAACAGCCAGGCCACAGAGCCAGGGGCAGACUACGUCCGAGAUGAUGAGAGCAUUGAAAAGCUCUGGAAACUCAGCGAGCAACUUGUUGGCGAGAAAUUUGAGUAUUGA